Nelumbo nucifera (sacred lotus) is the source of this 1131-nucleotide messenger RNA. NCBI's taxonomy places the organism in Eukaryota, Viridiplantae, Streptophyta, Magnoliopsida, Proteales, Nelumbonaceae. The record is from RefSeq and is a predicted model, not a curated record.
AUGACUGCUACAGGUACCGGUAUUGUGCCUGCCAUCGCCAUGUCCAUCGGUAGCACACUUAAGAUUCCAACCACGUCUUCGACUUUUGACGGGGACACGACAAAAAAGAAGAGAAAGCAGUCCGCAUCCAGUGAAUAUUAUGACGUUAGCGAUGGAGUCUCCAUUUCUUCAGGUCUCGCUCCUAUAGGAGCCACAACAGUUCCGCAACAGUUGCUGAGGCAUUGCCCUGUAACUCCACCCAGCGGCAGGUACAUCACAUCCGACUGUGACGCUGUUUCCAUUAUCUACACCAACCACCAUUACGCUAAAACGCCGGAAGAUGCAAUCGAAGAUGUCCUCAGAGCAGGCCGGGCUUUGUUGAUAGAGCAGAAAUGUCUUAGUCUUCAUAUAGUUACUGUUGAAGUGACUGAAAAGGGAAGAUUACCAAUUACUUGGUACCCCCAAGAAUUCACUAAAGUACCAAUGGCAGACAUGAGGAUGAGACCCGAUCUAGCUUCUGGGUAUCCUGGAUGCACGUGCAGAUUCUACAAAGGCAAAGCAAUGUUUGAAUUUGGCUAUGGUCUCAGCCACUCGAACUACUCCUAUGCUUUCACCUCUGUCACGCAAAAUCAGCUCUACUUGAACAAAUCUGCCACCAUUCAAACAGUAGAAGAGGAUUCAAAUUCCAUUCGUUUCGUUUCUGUGGCAGAAAUGGGUGAUGAUGUCUGUCAGAAAAUGACAUUCUCAGCUGCUGUUGAAGUCAAAAAUCAUGGGGAAAUGGCAGGUAAGCAUUCAGUAUUGCUCUUUAUACGCCAGGCCAAACCUCGACAUGGGAAUCCAGUGAAACGGUUGGUUGGAUUCCAGAGCUUGCACCUGAAUGCCGGGGAAAGAGCUGAAAUUGAAUUUAUACUGAAACCCUGUGAGCACCGCAGUAAAGCUUAUCAAGAUGGUUUGUCAGUGACAGAGGAAGGAUCACAUUUCUUGAUCGUGGGAGAUAGAGAGUUCCCUGUUACCGUUGUAUUUUGAAUCAUAGCCAAUGCCAAGGAUUCUUAUAAUAAAAAAUUACUUUGAAGUCCCAUAGUCACCCUACAGUAGUUAAGUUUUUGUGUUAACUGGCUUCUUUUCAGCAGCCUAUGGCUCGAAAAAUCAUGA